UAGGAAGGAAAAGCUAAAGAACAGCUAUAAAUAUUACAUAGAGGAACAGAAAUCCAUAUUUUGGGUGUUUGCUAAUAAAAUCACUGCACUUUGGUUCAGUAUAUCACCAUUCUUUAGAUUGUUACAGAUGUUUCGCACAAUGAGAUUAAAGUAUAGGCAUGUGUACAGCAGAAAAGACAAUUAAAAUAAACACGUGACACACUUCUCCAUUACACAUUACAACAGUGUCAUUGAAAUGCAACUGCAUCGUGAGGAUUGUGACUUAACCAUCAGUUGCUCAGAAGAGAGGAAGCUAAAAACAACAAGGAUUAUCUGGAGAAAAUGGCUGAUAUGUGUUUGCUGGGACUGAUAUUUCUUUGUCCACUUCUCACAGGUUUGAAUGGAGCGGAAAUGACCUAUGUGUUCUGCGGUUCUGGUGAAAAUGUCCGUCUGCCCUGUAAUAAUUCUCUUUCUGACUGUACAUCAACUACUUGGACCUACAGCAAACAAUCAAAUACAGUUGAACUGAUUGCUGGAGGAAUAAAGAAGAAAGACGUAGAGAGACAUGAGAGACUGAGUCUGGGCUCUGACUGCUCUCUAAACAUCCAGAAAAUCACAGAAAAAGAUCGUGGACUUUACACCUGCCAACAAUAUGUGAAUAGACCACCAAGUGAUGCACCUGUUUAUCUGCAUGUUCUCUAUGUCUCUUCAUCCUCUCAGUCUGAGAUCAGUCCAGGCAGCUCUGUGACUCUCUUCUGUCAGUUGUUUUAUGAUGGAGUCUCUUGUGAUGCUUUGGUCCGUGCUGAAGGAGUUCAGCUGAUCUGGGUGAAUCAGACCGGUGUGAAUCUUCAGACAGACCCCAGAUAUAAGAUAUCAUUCUCCUCAACAUACUGCUACAGCUCUCUGACUACAAGACUCCUGAGAGAAGAUCUCAACAGAGAGUGGAGAUGUCAGGUUACUCAGAGAAAUAAAGUGAAGACCUCAGCCUCAUAUACUGUCAAGUAUUCAACUCCAUUUGAGACAAAGACAGUGGCUCCUGUCACCAGCUCAUUGACUACCACAACUUUCACUCCACCAGCAGCAACUACACUCAUCCCAACUACCAGAAAAAACUCUGAGAAGCAAACAAGUCCUACACCAAAACUGUCAGAUAAACUAAUGAUUGGGAUUGGUGUUGCUGCUGCUGCAUUAGCUCUUCUCCUUCCUGCAGUUAUUCUUUGGGUGAUUUGUAAAAAAAGAGCUGAAAAAGAAGAGUGGCUAAUGACGCUGUGGACACAAAUAUGAAUACAUAUGAUGUACCCAAUAAUACAAUCAACAUAUCGAUCAAUCCUACUCCCGGCACUAACGAGCAGAAUGAUGAUGUGACUUACACUGAGGUGGCCACAUACAACAAAACACAAGCAAAACAGAAUCAAGUUAAUGCAGACAAAGUGACUUAUGCUGCCAUCACAGUAACAGCUAAACCUCAGGAUAACUGCAGUCAACUUUAUGCUUCUGUGAACAAGAACCAUCACAAAUAACACAAACAGUCAAUAAUUACACAAAGACCUCACGAUAUCAUUAUUUUAUCAUUAUUGACAUUGUAAAUAUUUUACAUUUAUAAUCAAACCCAAGUUUUGAUCGUAUUUACCUGUUGGACUUUGGUGAGUUCGGGAUGUUUUCGAAUGAACAAUGUUAAUCUUUUCAAUGUAACAGUCCAAAACAUUUUCAUCGCUUUAGUUACAGAGGUGCUAGAUUCAAUGCAGUCUUGUGAAACUUUUGGAUGAAAUUAAAAAAUGUUGGUUGAACAGAUGUUUGAAAUGAUGUUUUGCACAUAAAGGUGAGAGAACUGUAAAUGUGAAGAAACUGCGCUAUAUUUUGCAUAAAUUAGGUUCAGUUAAGAAUAAGGUUCUUGUGAUUUCGUUGUAAAAUAAAUGUCUGGUGCAUAUUAA
Molecule: messenger RNA, 1910 nt
Organism: Puntigrus tetrazona (Sumatra barb)
Lineage: Eukaryota; Metazoa; Chordata; Actinopteri; Cypriniformes; Cyprinidae
Exons: 10
Coding region: 322-1263 (313 amino acids)
Biological process (GO): positive regulation of ERK1 and ERK2 cascade; interleukin-15-mediated signaling pathway; T cell activation
Cellular component (GO): external side of plasma membrane; membrane raft
Molecular function (GO): protein tyrosine kinase binding; MHC class II protein binding
Source: RefSeq, a predicted model, not a curated record